Messenger RNA from Penicillium chermesinum, 1794 nucleotides. RefSeq names its product putative PHD finger domain protein (Ing1). The record is from RefSeq and is a predicted model, not a curated record. Gene Ontology annotation, biological process: regulation of DNA-templated transcription. Gene Ontology annotation, cellular component: nucleus; Rpd3L-Expanded complex; Rpd3L complex. NCBI's taxonomy places the organism in Eukaryota, Fungi, Ascomycota, Eurotiomycetes, Eurotiales, Aspergillaceae. Bases 1 to 1794 code for a protein of 597 amino acids. The transcript has 5 exons.
AUGUCCGCUAUUAAUUCGUCUGCCCUGAAUCCUCAGGGCCAGGGACUCCGACAAUCGGCCCGGCAAACUCGUACGAACCCUUCCCGAACCUCCAAGACGAUUGGCAGAUCGUCAUUCGGAUUUGGUCGCGGCUCGACCACGGAGAUCGCCUCUGAGGCCCCUGUUCCUCACGGUUUCUACCCUGCCAUCACGCAUUUUACGGACGCGAUAACAGCCCUCCCACGCGAGUUCCGCCGACAUAACUCUCUGUUGAAGGAAGUGGAUGCGAAAGCAUGGGCGCUUGAGGAGAACCUGCUGCAGCUUCUGCAGCUCUCGUUGGACUCACAGCCCGUUCCAUACCCUCCGCAUCCGGCGCCUAUUGUGGGAGGGGUGGUUCGCGAAGAUUUUAUGCCUAAGGAGCUCACCCAAGCCCCCGAGACCUCCGAGAGCAAAAAUCGCCGCCUUCUGUUCGAUCGCGUCCGACAGAACCUUUCCGAUCUUAUGAUGACUGCGGACGAGAAGAACCACGUUAUAUCGAACGCGAAUGAGGAAUUGGACCGUCAGAUCCUCCGUCUAGAUACCAUUUUCCCUUACAUCGCGGGCGAGGUUAGUGAGGAGGCUCGCUUGGGUAGUCUUACACACUGGGCAUACUCCAACAAGAGCACCACGAAGACGACUGCCAAUGAGCGACCACGGCGGGAGGCUGUAAACCACAGACACGAUAUUGCCAACGCGAUGCAUGAAGCCGAAGCAGCCAGUCGGAGUGAGGCGCGGCGCGAGGCCGUCAUGGCGCGUAAACAGCGCCGGGGUCAUGUUGACGCGGACUAUGAAGAAACUCGUGGAUCGCGCAAGACAGCAACUAAGACAUCGCGCGUGGACUCGGGCGAACCAAGUGCCGCGCCGAAGCGUCGCAAGGUGGUUGCCCCUCCUGCCGUAGAAAUGAGUACGCCGAUGGAUCGCUCAGCCAGCGGCGCGGGUAGCCGAGGAGGUGCUGCUAAGGACGCUGACAAGAAACGGUCCCGUGCUACUAAUGCUGGAAGCUCUGGGACUGCUGCCGCCCGCAAGAAGCCCAACAGCAAUUCCAACGCGGCAUCUCCAGCGAUUCCACCUUCUCCGCUUAUCGGGACUUUUAAUGCGCCACGAAGUCCGGGCCCCGCACGACCGCAAACCUCGCGCGCGCAGCAGAAUGCCGGGGUCACCAGCAACUCUCGACAGCGGCCCACAUCUUCUGCUUCCAACCGUGUCGGACAGCCCACUACCUCAAAAGCAGCCGACCCCAGAUCCACCCCUCGCGAUGGCCUCGUCAAGCCUGAAAUCGGCAACCCCGAUGUACACCACGACUAUGAAGGCGGCAUGGGUAGUCGAGUCUCUGUCCCGGCUGGCACUCGCCGCGACGAGCUAGACGGACGCCCUACCGAAUCAGUAGAGCCGGAGCCCAGCAAGGGCAGAAACUCCAAGACCUCCACGCCGUUGAUGUCGAACUUCGCGGAGCCAGUCCCAUCCCGAACCCGCCCCACCCGAAAUACCGAGGGCCCUGCCAAGCGCACGAAUAAAAAGACCGUUCCGGCCCCGGCUAUCCCGUCUGACGAGGAGUCUAUUCACGAAGGCGACGACGAAGACGAGGAGGGUGAACCCCGCUACUGCUACUGUAACGAGAUCAGCUUCGGCGAGAUGGUUGCUUGUGAUAACGAUGCUUGUCCGCGCGAGUGGUUCCAUCUGUCUUGCGUGGGCUUGACGAAGCCGCCAGGCAAGAAUGUGAAAUGGUAUUGUAACGAGUGCAAGGACAACAUGCGGCGAGGUCGCAAUGGGCGUUGA